Messenger RNA from Vicia faba (fava bean), 459 nucleotides. NCBI's taxonomy places the organism in Eukaryota, Viridiplantae, Streptophyta, Magnoliopsida, Fabales, Fabaceae. The record is from the annotation of a GenBank genome assembly.
AUGUCCACCUCUACAAGCCUAUCGAGAAAGAUUCCAAGUUUGGGACUGAUGUUCAGAAACUGCUGGAGGAGAUCAAUAAACAAAGGAUCCCAGAUUCUCUUGUCUAAUUUUCGUUCGACUUCGAGGCUCUCUUCAACCAUAUAUGUGAGGAAAUUCAGCUUAAGAAAAAUUAUGAUUCCCAAAUUCAACAAAAAAAAGGGAGAAAUGGUUAGAGAGUGGGAUCUAAGCGAGGCAUUUGAAACUCAAGUCAAUGAACUCGAGGCUCAACUUCAAGAGAAUAAAGAUAAAAUGGCCUCUUUUAACUUUCAAGUCUAUAACUAUCACAUCCAAAUUAUUAAACUGAACAAGGAAAUUACCGACCUAGAGAAGCAUAAAAUCGAACUCGGCAAGUCGCUGAGUCACUUCGCACUAGGGAGAAAAUCGAUCAACAAGCAGACAAAGGAGUUUAACAUGUUGUAA